Schistocerca americana (American grasshopper) is the source of this 5270-nucleotide messenger RNA. RefSeq names its product germinal-center associated nuclear protein (gene xmas). The record is from RefSeq and is a predicted model, not a curated record. Bases 142 to 4962 code for a protein of 1606 amino acids. The transcript has 28 exons. Gene Ontology annotation, biological process: mRNA export from nucleus. Lineage: Eukaryota; Metazoa; Arthropoda; Insecta; Orthoptera; Acrididae. Gene Ontology annotation, molecular function: RNA binding. Gene Ontology annotation, cellular component: transcription export complex 2; cytoplasm; nucleus.
UGACUUGUGUGUCGUACUGUAGGGCAUGGCACGAAUCGCAAAGAGAAGGUGACAUUCGAAAAAAGAGGACAACUUUCUCUUUUUAGCUCAAUAUGGAUUAGCUUGGGAAUUUGUCUUUUGACUGUGGUAUAACUGUUCAACAUGCAAGAAAUAAUGGAAAAAACUGAAUUAUUGACUGCAUUAUGCAUUCUUCGUUUACCAAAUGAACUGAUGGAUAAAAAUUUGUUAAAAAAUCAUUUCUCUCAAUUUGGCAGUGUUCGCCAAGUAAUUCUCAGCACCAAGAAUAACAGCUGUGUUAUUCAUUUUACAAGUCAUGAAAGUGCCAAGAAUGCUUAUGAGAAUGGAAAAAUAUUUGAAGGUAAGAAGCUCCACGUAUUUUGGAGUCACGUUAAAUCGCGCAGUACAGCAGUUGUAACUGGUUCACCAGAAGAGAGGAUAAAAGACCGCAAAAAAUCGAGACUCCCAACUAAAUUAUCUUCAAAUCGGGGUACAAAGACCAGUGAACUUGGCGGGGGAGAGGGAUCUUCAGAAAUUAGGAGGAAGUCAUUGAAACCGAAGCCCAAGAAAAAGAUGUCACCAGACGUUGAAGCUGAAUUAUUAGCUAUGAGUGGUAUCGAUGAAAUGAGACCUAUUCAAAGACCUUCCCGUACUCUAAAGGCAUUGCCUCCAGUGCCAGUUUUUAAAGAGACUCCACAGAAACCUGUGGAAGUGCCUGAAUCUGGAAUAGGAUCACUAAACAAGAUUGAAGAUUUGUAUUCAUUUUUGAGAAAACCAGCUGUUACUUCUGAAGAGCGAUAUAAUGUGUUGGAAGCACGUGAUAAGUUGAUGCGAACAAAAAAUGUGAAAGCAGCAAGCUUAGCUUUCGCAGAAAAAAAUGUUGGAACAUGUCCGGAUAUGUGUCCUGAAAAGGAACGGUAUCACAGAGAAGCAAAGCACCAAGUAUUCUGCUAUGAAAUGGAUUCAAAAUCUUCGAAACAGACUGCUGUGAUGGAUGCUUAUUUAGCUGUAAAACAAUACUCAAGAAGUUCUGCAGACCAAGACAUGCCUCUACCACAUGAUCUUCGGCCAGCUCCUGUCCUGCGAAUGACAAUGGAGUAUAUGUUGUCACAAAUUGUGAAUCGUGUUGAAGAUCCCAAUGAAAACAUGAGGGACUGGUAUUUUUUCCUCUGGGAUCGCACCAGAUCAAUAAGAAAGGACAUUACUCAACAAGAAUUAUGUGACACUGACACAGUUACGUUGUUGGAACAGUGUGCCAGGUUUCACAUAUUCUGCUCUGAAUACAUGGUAGAUGCAGAGAGUUCGGUGUUUGACCCAAAGAUAAACACAGAAAAUUUAACAAAAUGUCUGCAGACACUAAAAUAUAUGUAUAGUGACAUGUCACUCAAAGGUGAAGAAUGCCCAAAUAAGCCAGAAUUCCAGGCUUAUAUCCUGUUACUGAAUUUAAAUGACACUGGUCGCAUGAUCGAAGAGCUAAAGUUGAACUUGGAUAUCCAAGCUGCAGAUCCAAUAAAAUUUGCGUUGUCAAUUUAUGGAGCCCUUUCUACCAAUAACUAUGUAAAAUUUUUCAAACUAGUGAAAGAGACAACAUACCUUAAUGCUUGUAUUCUGCAUAGAUAUUUCACUCAAGUAAGAGUCCAAGCACUUUUUACAAUAUGCCAAAGCUAUUCAUUUGGGAGCACAAAAGCACAGUUUUCAGUGUCUGCACUCACCAAGAUUCUUGCAUUUGAUGAUGAUGAAGAGACUGUUGAUUUUUGUGGACCCUAUGGGCUAAAAGUGGAGGGACAAGACAUAAUUUUAACUGGGAAAAACAGUAUUAACAGGACACAGCCUCCCCCUCAAUUGAGACGGUCUGUUACACUUGUUGCCACCAAGAAAGACUGUUCUGUAGCAGAGGUAAUUUGUGGAGGCCCUGCACCUAGUAAUGACUAUUACAAAAGCCACACACCUCACAACAGUUUUGACAGUAAUGGUAUUUUGAUGUUAGACGCUUAUGAUGCAACGGAUCAAGCAUUGCAUUUGCGUGAAGACAUUCUGAAAGAAAUUAGUCGCCAGGGUGAUGCAGAAAGUGAAACAGAUGAGAUUGUGCCUGAAGUUCCAAUACAGUCAGCUGAAAAACAUGAGAUUGCAUACCAUCAGAAGACGGAAUUAUUCAACAAAAUGCUUGAUAAACCAAUAAUCAGAACUCAGGUGGCUGUGCACGAUGAGAAGACAGAUGUCACUGAACCAUUGAGAUCAGAGCCAGAUGGAGGAUCACCUGAAAGCAAGAAAAUUUCUGGAGGCACCCAAGUAUCUGCUGGAUAUAUACAGCAGUUGUUUAACAAUAUUAUCAACGAAUGUGUGGGUGAAAUGAUCAGAGAAUGCUGUGUUGUUGUUGUGCAAGAGGAGCAUGUGAAAGCUGUAGAAAGGAACAGAAACGAAAUGUUACUUCAGAAACGGCAGAGGCUGGUGGAAGAAGCUGCAGAAUCAUUGUUGGAUGAGCUUAUCUAUGAAGUUGGAACUGAGCUUAUCAGGGACAUUGUUUACACGCUUGCUAAGGAAAUCAUAUAUGAAGAAAUUUUCUAUUCUAUCCUGGAUGAUGAAAUAGAACUGCUUGUUGAAACAACAAUGGAUAAUGCAAGGAAACAACGCUUGCAGGAAAUCUCGCAUAACAUUGCUAACAGAAAAUUGCUGUACUAUUUAAAUAAAUGGAGAUGGAGAGCACACAAGAUGAGUAAGAGGAGAGAGUUCUUGAGAUCUUUUUCAUUCCAGCCAUCCAAUUUGAAUCUUCAAGAGCAGGCAGAUCUGUUAGAAGUACAUGGAAUUUCAAAAGAAUAUGAUUUGCAAUCGCAGAGGUUGUUUUCUCAGCAAGCUUCUGUUUUCAAACCAUUCUUGCAAAUCCCUCCACUUCCAAAUAUUGGUGUUUUGGAAGUUGAUAAAAUAGUUGAAGAAGAUCUUACUAAACGUCUAAGAGAAAUGGAACAAGACUUUUCAGAUGUAUUUUGGAAAAUCAUGAUCUCCAUUCCUGAUACUGAAGAAUCUCCUCAUUAUUCAGACUUACUUGUAAAUUGGACAGAUCAGCUGUUCCACAAAAAUUUGUUAUCUGAUGAUGACGUUCAUCUGUUAGAAUCAGAUGUACUAAUGAAAACUGAAGUCAAAACUGCUCUCCAUACAGUACUGGGGAUUUGUGUUCAGAGGAUUACUGGUGUUGCACCCACUCAAGGUUCAGUACCUACUGAAGCAAAUUAUAGAGGAACUAAUGGAAUACUGUUCUUACUUUCAAAUAUUGUGGAAGGCACCGACAAAUCUUGUAGACGUCUUAUCAGGCUAUUGAGAGCUCUGUCACCACAACCCCGUGUACCAGUGGCAAUCAUUGAUCUCCAACAGUUUGACAGCAUGAAAAGCUGUUUAAAUGAGAAAUGGUUGGAUGAUAUUAAAAAUGGACAAGUACUUGCAGAUUUCAAUAUCUUCCAAGGAAAUAUCAGAUCUAAGAACAGCAUUAAAGAAAUGAUGGUGUCAGCACUAAAAUGGCUCGCGAGUAAAAGGCCACGUACACCACCUGUUUACAUAUGCUAUCUGCCACAAUUGUGGGACACCUGUUUUACUGAGAAAUUCUGGUCCAAAAUUGAAUGGUCUCUAGCAGACAAUUCAGUUUUUGUAAUGCAGCAGAAUCCCAAGACUAUUAUUCAUCUAUAUAAUGCAGCAAUUGAUAGACUGCUGUUUGCUUGUCUGGAUGAGGAUCUCUUAGAAUACUCAUUUGGACCACCAGAAUUUGAGGAUCAUUUAGAUGAUCCCUCACAGCACACAAGUGGAUUCCAAGUGUGCCCAAAGUACUGGGGAUCUCCACACUACUGCAAAUUUUUGUUUGAUUUGAUGCGUAGUCUCCAAUUGUCAGAAGACAUUAGUUGGCCACCUGUAAAUUAUGUUGAUCUCCUUAAGUCUCUUGAGCAGUAUUGUACAGAAAAUCAGCUGCAGUAUGCAGUGUGGGAUAUAAACAGGCUUUUUGAACAUUACCUCAGGGAUGUUAUCAAGGAAGGCCAUGAAGAUUUAGAUUUCAAACAGUUUUUAGCUGAUUUCCCAUGGAUAAAGUUGGUAGAGAUUUUGGCUGAACAUAAACUGAGGAAUACUGAUUACACAGAUCCAUUUGUCAAAGGAUAUAGUAAGAGACCAAUUGUAGUGAUUGUAAGGAAAUCAUUUUUGGAGGUAUUUCUAACAACACCAUGGUGGCUAUCAGAGGCAGAAUCAUUACAGUCAGGUCAACAGGCACCAAAUGAGCCAGAAAUCAUGAACACUACACCCCAAAAAGAAGCUGAAAUCCUACUUGAAUGCCUAGAAACAGAAGUUGAUGAACCAGUCCAACUGGCAGACAGGUCAUGUCUUGAUAAGCAGGGUAGCCCUGUCAUGCAUGGGAGUAUGAGAUUAAGGAGUGUUUUAAGAGAAGUAUCUUUGUUGGAAAAUAAGGUGGACCACCUGGAGAAGCAACAGAGUUCCAUACUAGCAAAGCUGGAAAAGGAGUUAAUAUCUGGUGCUGUUGAUUUUCCACGUCACUCAGUGUCUUGGAAGUCAGAUGCUGAAAGAAUUACUCCAUCAUUCAAGUCUGAGGAUAGACUAAAAAUGUGCAGAAAUAGUGUUGAUGCAGCUGCCCUGCUGGAUUCUGAGAUGAAGGCACUCUCAUCAAGGCAAGAAAAAGUUUUGGAGGACUUGGCAAGAAGUAUUAAUGAAGCGAGUAUUGACAUUUUAUGUCACACUGUCUCACCAAAAUCUGACUGUGAAGGAAUCACUUCUUCACCCAGGUCAUUCCAGUCACAGAGGAAACUGAAACGUAGCAGGAAUGCUGUUGAUGCAGCUGCAUUGCUAGCCUCAGAAUUAAAGAUACUUUCAUCACGACAGGAAAAAAUAUUGGAGGAUCUAGAAAGAAGUAUUGAAGAAGAGAAUUUUAUACUUGAGCACCAGGGAAGAAAGAAAUUAAAAAUAGAUGAGCUGUAACAGCUUGAAAAGUACGUGAGUUUGAAUGGAAAAUGGUGUGCAGUGACGCAAAGGAGUUGUUGUACUUCUCCCCAAGCUUGCAAUUAGUAUACCACAAAGUAGAGAGCAAUGUGUUUUGCAUGUGCUGCAUUAUUCUCACAAAAGGAAGAAACAUUAUUUUUAUAUAUUUCAAUCUGGCCGACAAUUCGUAAUACGAACAGUGAUAUUCAACAGUUCUCUUGUAUGGAUGUUUUUUCCUCCUUAACACAAAAUGGAGAUGAACUGAAAUGUUUUUAGCUUUUGUAAUAAAACAGUCACUUUUAUAAUUA